Anopheles cruzii is the source of this 589-nucleotide messenger RNA. RefSeq names its product 39S ribosomal protein L51, mitochondrial (gene mRpL51). Gene Ontology annotation, biological process: translation. NCBI's taxonomy places the organism in Eukaryota, Metazoa, Arthropoda, Insecta, Diptera, Culicidae. Bases 21 to 512 code for a protein of 163 amino acids. Gene Ontology annotation, molecular function: structural constituent of ribosome. The transcript is spliced from 2 exons. Gene Ontology annotation, cellular component: mitochondrial large ribosomal subunit. The record is from RefSeq and is a predicted model, not a curated record.
CCGGUGAUCAAAACAUUAGAAUGUCCUUCGCCGCAAAUAUAAUUAUGUCCAUUGGACGAGUUCUCUGGAAACCACAGCUGACGACCGUGCGCUUCAGAUACCAUGCUGAUAAGGUGGCCCGAGGGCCGUUGGUGCGACGUUACGGAUACGAGGAUAACAUUCUUCAACGAGGCCUUCUGCCCCACCUGGACAAUGGACAGAAGCUUCCGAUGCCUGACUACAAACCCAAGAAUGCCUGGUGCGAGAAGCGAGCGUUGUUCGGCCAGAACGACUACAUCGACAUCCUCGGGAACGAUCGGUUACAUCCCACCCGUGUCCUCUACUCCGUACCAUCCUGGCUGCGCGGUAUUUCGGGCAACGAGUACCAAGUGCUGUUGCGAAAGCGCAAAAUGCUGAGUCGCACCAUCUACCCUAACGCCCGGCCGACAAAGUGGCGCGACAUGGAGAAACGCAUUUCCUAUCUGUACCGUUUUCUGAAUCGCAAAACCAAGACCGGGUUUUCGAAUGUUUAACCAGUGGUUUCUGAUGCUCCGUAGUGAAUAAUGAAUAAAUUGUGUUUGUGGCUUUGGCCACAUUCGAGUUUUAUUUG